AUGCUACUCUCCAUGUCCUUCACAAAUCUCGCCUGUUUUGGCAUUGCAUUUCUUGUCAUACGUUUUCUAACUACCCUUUUCAAGUCUCCCAGUUUUCUGAUACCGGGACCAAUUCUCGCUCGAUUUACGAAUGUCUGGUAUCUGUGGCAGAUGAAACGGGGUGAUUUCCAUCAUACCAACAUCAGACUUCACCAAGAAAAUGGAAGCAUCGUGCGCAUUGCUCCAAACUACUACAGUAUCUCUGACCCCGCUGCUAUCAAGACCAUCUACGGCCAUGGCUCCAGAUUCGAAAAAUCGGAAUGGUAUGAUGCGUGGAACUUCGGCCCUACAUCUGGCUUCACAAAUUUGUUCUCGGAGCGGAGCUCAAAGAAACACGCCGAGGAUCGCAGAAAGGUCGCUUCAAUGUAUUCAAUGACGUCUUUGGUAUCGUACGAGCCCUUGGUCGACAAUUGCAUUGAGAUAUUCAAGAAACGGCUCCAUGAGAUCUCAACCUAUGGCCGCAGCAUCGAUAUGGCACACUGGAUGCAAUGUUACGCAUUUGAUGUGAUUGGAGAAAUCACGUUUGGCAGUCGAUUUGGUUUCCUCGAGGCAGGCAAUGAUAUUGGAGGCGUCAUGGAGUCUAUCGACUCAGGCCUUACAGUCAGCUCCUACCUCGGUUUGUAUUCCUGGAUUUAUCCUUCCUAUCUCUGGAUCUCUAGGAAAUUGGGCUUGGGCCAAACAUUUGCUACCCAAUUCACGUUCCAGCAUAUACAAGAAACCAAAGCGACCAUGAAAAACCAUAGUGCCGACCUUCCGUCGCACAUGGCCAUGAAGCUUGUUCAGAAGCAGACGCAAAAUCCACAUGAUCUGUCAGAUUGGGAUGUUCUAUCUACUGCAGGGUCCAAUGUUGGGGCAGGAAGUGAUACCACAGCAAUCAGUCUGUCUUCAACCUUGUAUUACCUCCUUCGGAACCCCGAAUGUCUGGCUAGGUUGCGAAAAGAGAUAGAAGACUCCGGUGUUGGCUCCAGCCCUACGUUCAAGGAGACUCAGGCGAUGCCUUAUCUGCAGGCUGUCUUUAAGGAGGCAUUCCGUGUUCAUCCUGGAACAGGAUAUCCUCUUUUCCGAACGGUUCCCAAAGGGGGCGAAGUGAUAGCCGGACAGUUCUUCCCGGAAGGAGUCAAUGUCGGAGUCAACAGCUGGGUUUCGCACUACGACAAAGACAUAUUUGGCCAAGAUGCGGAUAUUUUCAGACCGGAGAGAUGGCUCGAAUCAAACAAAGAGCAGUUGAUUGCCAUGGAGCAGAACUACAUGCCAUUCGGCGCGGGUUCCAGGACUUGUAUUGGGAAGAAUAUCUCUCUGUUGGAAAUGGGCAAGUUGAUGCCCAUUCUGGUGAGAGAUUUCGACUUCGUAUUGAGCCGGAAGAUUGAACAGGAAAGCUGGGCAACAAGGGCACGAUGGUUUGUGAAGCCCCAAGAUUUCGAAGUCGGCGUUCGGAGAAGAGUCUGA
Penicillium brevicompactum is the source of this 1485-nucleotide messenger RNA. Its product is annotated as cytochrome P450. The record is from RefSeq and is a predicted model, not a curated record. The coding region runs from base 1 to 1485 and encodes 494 amino acids. The transcript is spliced from 4 exons. NCBI's taxonomy places the organism in Eukaryota, Fungi, Ascomycota, Eurotiomycetes, Eurotiales, Aspergillaceae. Gene Ontology annotation, molecular function: iron ion binding; oxidoreductase activity, acting on paired donors, with incorporation or reduction of molecular oxygen; heme binding.